AACGUCGGCCCAUAUCCAGUGUGCUGGCCAUGGACACCUUGGGCAGGCUGCUGCUGCUGGCUACACUGUUCCUGACACCCGCUGAGGCCCAGCAGGCCUCAGAGCGCCGCCUGAAGCCUUGGCUAGUAGGCCUGGCUGCAGUAGUGGGCUUCCUGUUUAUAGUCUUCAUCCUCAUGCUGGCCAAUCGUGUCUGGUGCGCCAAAGGCAGAGCAGAGGAUGAGGAGGCUACAUUCAGAAUGGAGCACAUUAUGAACGAGAACUCACAGCCAAGUAAAGCAGACAAGAAGCAGAAGAAGAAGGUGGACAGGAAGGGCGGACAGAGCAACGAGGCCUUGGAACUAGAGGAAAAGGAGUCCUCAGAUGAGGAGAGAGGCAAGAAAACAGCUUUGUAAAGCAUCUUGUCACCUGGGGGUGCUUCAUCCACACACCUCAAGUUGCAGCCACCACCUGAAGCCGGACUGGUGUCAUCUGGGUCUGAAAACUGUCCUCAUAUGAGGAGGUCAGCUCUGCCUAUGGCCUCCAUACUCACCCCCACCUUCCCCUGACACUCACCACUGGCCUGGUGUCCACUCCUA
This is a messenger RNA of Mus musculus (house mouse), 575 nucleotides long. RefSeq names its product small integral membrane protein 24 (gene Smim24). The coding region runs from base 30 to 392 and encodes 120 amino acids. The transcript has 4 exons. Gene Ontology annotation, cellular component: membrane. Lineage: Eukaryota; Metazoa; Chordata; Mammalia; Rodentia; Muridae. The record is from RefSeq and is marked provisional.